This is a messenger RNA of Mytilus californianus (California mussel), 3924 nucleotides long. RefSeq names its product zinc finger and BTB domain-containing protein 17-like. The record is from RefSeq and is a predicted model, not a curated record. The transcript has 7 exons. Gene Ontology annotation, molecular function: RNA polymerase II cis-regulatory region sequence-specific DNA binding; DNA-binding transcription factor activity. Gene Ontology annotation, biological process: regulation of transcription by RNA polymerase II. Bases 263 to 3682 code for a protein of 1139 amino acids. Lineage: Eukaryota; Metazoa; Mollusca; Bivalvia; Mytilida; Mytilidae.
UGAUUACUGCCCUUUAGAAACCGGACAAGGGCGACAAUUUUCCCUGUUUGCGACCCCGCAAUGCCAACUCGAUAAACUUGAGACAUUACAUUGUAUAACGGCUGAAUGCCAACCGAUAAAAUUACAGGCAUAUGACAUUCUGGCCUUGUAACCGACGAAACCCUUCCUGAUCUUAAGAAAUUCAAAAUGGCGGAGUGGAAAUUUAUGCAGUGUUUUCGUCACCAGACAAGAUCCAUAAUUUUAAUUGUGUAUACUGGUUACCAUGGAUACAGAUGAUGCUUUACAGCAGGUGGCAGAAGGAGGUGGGGGAGGAGAUGGAAUUGUCAUUGGUGAUGUUGGAGACUUAGUUAAACUAUCAGAAACUCAGGUAGUAGAGACACUAGAAGGAGUGUAUCCCCAAGCUGAUCCAGCCCCUCAGGCUAACGGUGGAUACAGCAUGGAGUCCUUGCCUAGUGUUAUGCCUGUUAACAUUAUGGCUGAACAGAAGACUAGCGAUAUGCCUGUUGAAAUCAUGGCUGAGCAAAAAACUAAUGAAAAUGAAGCAUCAGUAGAAGAGGUAUUAGAAAAGAUCAGUGAAGUGUCCCAAGUAGCUGAGGCAGAGGCAACGGCCAUGUUGAAUGCAGAAGAAGAAUUACCAGAUCAAGUAGAAAAUGUACAACAGCCUGCAGUAGAUGAUAAAACUGCAGAUAACAGUUUGCCAGCUAACUUUUUUGAUGGAAAUACAGAAGUAGUAUCUGAAGCCCAGCCCCAAGAAGUUCAAGUAGUAAUAGAAACAGGUAGUCCUAUAGUCACUGAUGUCCAACCACCGACCGUUGAUGAACCAGUUAUAGUCCCAGAAAAUUUCACUCCUUUAGAGGAGGAAAUAGGGUCAGUAGAAGUAACUUCUGCCAAAUCUGAUGUGGUUUCUGCAGAGGAACAAAAUGAAGUUCAGACACCAGUUGAGGAACCAGUCAUUGUCCCUGAAAGUUUUACUCCCCUUGAAGAAAACCAGGUAGACCAGACAGAAGAAAAUUUAGUUGAACAGGAAUCUUUACCAGUAGAAACAACAAAAAAUCAGGAGGACGAAGCCGCAAUGGAAGACACAACUGAGACCUCACAACCUCAGAUUGAGUCAACUCUCAAUGAAGAAGGGGAAGUAACAGUAACUGUAACUAUAUAUAAUUCUGAGGAAAAAGAAGAAGCUACGCCAAAGAAAAGAGGAAGACCAGCUAGACAGACAACAGAUGAUGCAUCUGCUUCUACACCAGAGAAAAGACAAAGAAAGGAUUCCAAAUCAAGUGAAAGUGGAACUGUUUCAGAGGUGAGACCAACACGUAGAAGUCUAAGAGCUCCUAAAGAGGUAUCUGAUGAUAAAACUGCAGAAACCCCAGACACUAAAUCUAAAAAAGGGAAGGCUGCAAAGGAAAAAGAUACUGAGACCCCUGAGACAAAAUCAAAAGGUAGAGGUCGACCAAGGAAAGAGUCAAAAGAAAAGGAAGUUGAACAGGAAGAGGAGGAAGAAGCUGAAUCUGAGGCAGAAUCUGGAGAGGAGGAACAAGAAGCCACCCCUGAACCAAAGAAGGGAAGAGGCAGAGGAAGACCAUCUAAGUCGGAAAGUUCUACUCCUGUUGUCAGAUUGAAAGUUAAGACUCCAAGUAAAAAAGGAAAAACUAAACAAGGGGAUAAUGAUGAUGAAGAAGAAGCAGUAAAAUCUGGAAAGAAAAAAGGUGCAGAUACUCCACCAGAUGAGGGAAAGAAACGUGGCAAAAAGAAAGAUGAGACACCUACAGACACUCCCAAAAAAGGACGAGGUAGACCAAAAAAAGAGGUAGUUGAAGAAACUGUGGGUGAUGAAGAAGUAAAAGCUGAAGAAGACAUGGAGGCAGAGGAAACUCCUGAACCAGAACAAAAGAAAAAACGUGGACGCCCUCCAAAAUCUGCUGACUCUCCAAAGGAUAUAACUGGUACUAACGAAACAAAUGAAGCUGAAGAAACUGUCCCAGCAACUCCAUCGAAAAAACGAGCAAGACCAGUUGAAGAAUCGGUAGAAACCACACCAACAGAUUUACCCGUUAAGAAAAAACCAAAGGCUUCUCCACCAGUAAUGACUGACUCCUCAGCUGGACCUAAUGAUAGAAUGAUCGUAAAAGAGGAACCUCAUGAAGAUCUGUUAUCACAGGUAUUACCCAAUAUUACUAUUUCUGCUGUGUCAGGAUCUAAUAGACCACACACGCUUAUUGUUCAUGAAAAUGUAGAGGGAGAUGUUUAUAACAUAGAACAAGUUGAUCAGGAACCCAGCACAUCAGAAGUUGAGAUCCCAUUUGUUGAAGUUGAGACUGUCAUUGAAACCCCGGAAAGAAGAUCUGUGCUAACCCAGACAGAUCCAAAACUUAAGAAAAAGAAAUUUGGACCAUUAGGUCAAGAUGAUUUUGGUUUUGCUGAGGAGGAGGAUGAUGGGAGUGGGAGAAAAAAGCGAAGAAGUGAUGAGGUGGCCUUAUUUGAGGAUAUGGAACCCAAGCGUAGAACAAUCCGUAACACUGAGGAGGCUCUCAAUUGUCCCUUCUGUGACAAAGCAUUUAUUGGUCUGGUCAAGCAUAUAAAAGGUAAACACAGAGAUGAAAUGGAUUAUGAAGAGGAAAUGAGAAAUGCAAAAUGGAGAGAAAAGAUAAUGAAAGUGUCAACCCAGGGACCAGAAGAGGAAGGGGAGCAAUGUCAGGAGUGUGGGAAGACUACAAAGAAUAUGAAACGUCACCAGGAACUUCAUCAGCAAAACAGGAUGCAAAUUCCUUGUCCAAUUUGUGGGAAAGUUGUUCUGAAAACUGGUAUGAGCUCUCACAUGAGAACUGUCCACUCUGGUAGGAAACCAUACAAAUGUCCACACUGUGACUAUGCAUCAGCUUUCCGUGGCAAUCUUAAUACCCAUAUUAAAGGAAUGCAUCUCCACACUAGGCAAUAUCUUUGCAAUACCUGCAAGGCUGCAUUUAAAACAUUGGGAGCUCUGAUUGGGCACACAAAACGUGUGCAUGAAGGAUGGAAGUCACCUAAUCAGAAAAUCUUCAUUUGUUCAGUGUGUGAGAAACGUUUCACCAAGAAAUACCACGUCGACAGACAUAUGUUGAUUCAUACUGGUGAAAAGCCGCAUAAAUGUAACGACUGUGGCCGCUGCUUCAAUAAUAAAUCAAAUCUGAUGUCCCACAUCCAAUUGGUCCACAAGAAAUUGUCACCUUACCAGUGUGACAUGUGCCACGAACAGUUUAAGAGGAAGAAACUACUGCUGGAGCAUAUUGGUAGGAUCCAUGUGACUGCUGGAGAGGCAGCCCAAGCCAUCAUUAGGAAGUAUGAUCUACAUGCUGACAACGAUGAGGACAUUGAGGCAGAGGGAGAGGAAUAUGAAGAAGGAGAAGUAGCAGAGAUUGAGAAUGUACAUCUUGAAGGUGAACCUUCUGGGGACACUACAUAUGUAGUAACAAGUGCUGAUGGAACAUACAGUAACGUGACCGAUGCCGCACAACUCCUAGCUGGACAGGCAUUGACUACGCUACAGACAGAGGGUGGUCAGGAGACCAUCAUUAUUGUACAGACGGCAGAACCGGGUGAAAAUGCUACCCAUGCCAUUGUAGACCAGGACGGAACUGUACAGUAUGUGAUGCAACAACCUGGAGAAGAUGGAGGUCAACACAUUUAUGCACAGAUUCAAGAAUGAUGUGUAGAUCUCUUAUGUUGCAGUUACGAAAAAACUAAACAAUUGCAUUGUUAUAAUCUGUAUAUGGAAAUUUUUUAAUUGCAAGUCAGCAUUUUUCUGUAUUGCUUGAUUUUUUUUCUAAAGCAGAAAGAAUAUAAAAGAAAACACCAUUCUCAACCCAAUGUAAUCAUCAUUCAUCAUUUGUUUUGUUUUGAUGGUUGUUAUUAAUGUAAAGUUUGAAGCAUUCACUUUUAAUUGAAGGU